GCCUAUAUGAUUCUGCGAUGUUGAAAGAAGACAUUGAACUUGAUCCUAGUGAUUUUCCCAAAGUUUAUAUGGAUGAGAGACUAAAGCAAUCUCCUGAACUUUAUCACCGCUUCAUAAAAGACCUCUGGGAACGCAACAUGAUUGACUUUAGCCAUGAACGAGUUUCCACUGUCACCCCCUUUUUUGUGGUGAAGAAGUCUGGCAAGUUGCGACUAGUUCCGGAUUGUCGUGCCACUAAUGAAGUGUUCAGACCACCGCCGGACAUUGCGAUGCCAGCAGGGUACUCUUUUUCGCAGUUGCAGAUGAGCGACGAAGACACCCUCUACAUUGCUCAAACUGACAUUAAAGACUACUUCUAUUCCAUUGGUCUACCGGUUGGUCUACGUCCCUACUUCGCUUUUCCGCAGGUGGAUCUUCAUGCGAUUGCGCCAGAUCAUCCUCUCUGCCGGCAGGCCAGCGGGCCGUUGAUCGUGUUCCCAAGGAUGAAGGUAGUGCCAAUGGAUUGGAAUUGGGCGAUGUACAUUGCACAACGGGCUCAUCAAUACCAAGCCAUGCUCGCCGCUCAGGUUGGUGUGGAGCGUGUUGUGGUUGAUGGAAGGCCAGUGCCUCGUCUCGAUCGUUCGACGCCGACACUGUUGGUUCCAUACGCAGAUAAUCUGAACAUCGUUGGCAUUUGUCAGAAGGAGGUUCAACAGCUCAAGGAUAAGAUAACAGAGCAUUUGAACUCCAUUGGAUUCAUCACCCAUGAAGAACAAGCAGCAGAACCACACGCCGAGGCCCUUGGUUUUCUUUUGGAUGGCGUGGGUGGGCGAGUACUCCCCAGGCCGAUCAAAAGAGACAAAGUACGUAAGGUCUUGCUUUGGCUCAGCUCUCAACCCCGAGUCAAUGGCCGCAUGAUCGAGAAAGUUAUAGGACAUUGCGUUCAUUUCUUCAUGCUACGUCGCGAAUGUCUUAGUGUUUUCCGGGCAGUCUAUGAUUUCAAACAGUGCCUCUAUGGGAGAGCCGCGGCGCUCCUCCUCGUCUGCCACGCUGAUCUGAAGCGAGGGUGGACGGGGCAUGUCACGUGUUCUGAUGCCAGUUUAACUGGUACCGGGGUGUGUGCUGCUGAGUUUGACAUUCAAGAUGUUUGCAACACGGGGUCCCAAAGAGAGUUGCGGCGGUACAAAUCAAAAAAUGCAGCUCACAAUGCACGGGAUCAUUUCUCCAAAGCAGACCCGUUCACAGACCUUGCCACUGUCAAAAAGCAGAAGAGCUCCUCUGAGAUCGACUGCUUCGUGAUCAAUGACGAGUUCAAGGAAGAUCACACAGAGCAGGGGAGAUCGGAGAAGAGAAGAUCCUUAGCACAGAGUCACAACGCUUGCCCUCGCACUUCGCAACAGACGUUCUUAGAGCAGGCUGCGGUCUCACCCCGAACGGCACUGGACUAUCAGUUUCGGUUGGGGGUGUUUCAGAGCUUCUGCAAACUGAGCAAGCUCAGUCUUCGAUCUCCCGAGAAUGUGGACUCCGCUUUUGUGAUUUUUCUGAAUCAGUGUUUCAUGGAUGGAAUGGGUCUCAACGAAGUCACCAAGUUUCUAGCAGCCAUCAUGGAUGCCAGACCAGAGCUGAGUCCAAAACAUGUUCUGGCACGGUCACGCCGUGCUCUGAAAGGCUGGAAGAACUUGGACCCAGGGACCUCAAGGCCUCCAGAGGCCUGGCCGGUUGUGGCUCUCAUUGUGGCAAAACUUCUGGAGCUGAGAAAAAUAGAGCAGGCUCUAUUUGUUUUGACAAUGUUCGUCACGUACUGCCGGCCUUUCGAACUGUUGAUCCUGCAGUCUCACGAGCUGGUCGAAACCACAGUGUUCGGAACCCAGUACUCCCUUGUCCUCAACAAGACCGAAGACUUAGAGAUGUCAAAAGUUGGCAUGCAGGACGAGAGUAUGAUUUUGGACAACAAAGAGAUUCCUUGGCUUGGAAAGGCACUGGCGGUUCUGAAAAGACGUCACAUGGGUCUGCAGCUCUUCAACUUGUCCUACCACGAUCUAAGGGACGCAUGGCUGACCGCAAUGAAGCUUGCGAACCUUCCCGAAGGCUAG
Messenger RNA from Durusdinium trenchii, 2072 nucleotides. NCBI's taxonomy places the organism in Eukaryota, Dinophyceae, Suessiales, Symbiodiniaceae. The record is from the annotation of a GenBank genome assembly.